AUGGCGUCGAGCGGAGCGGUGCCGUUUUGGAGAGCAGCGGGUAUGACCUACAUCACCUACUCUAACAUAUGCGCCAAUCUGGUCAGAAAUUGCCUCAAGGAACCCUACAAGGCUGAAGCCCUGUCUCGUGAGAAGGUCCAUUUCGCUCUCUCCAAAUGGGUCGAUGGCAAGCCUGAAAAACCUAAAGGGUGCUUUGAUCUAUUCGCUCAGACACUUCAGGACAGUGAUUCGAUGGGAGCUAUAAAUGCAUUGAAAGAAGAAAAGAAAAACAAGGCGUGGUGUGCUGGCAAUCUUCUCCUCCCUUCUCUCUCUGGCGCAAGUCUUAACUCUUUCCAUCACCGCGUUCUGCUGAUCUCGUCUCAGUUGGAAUCUGUGGAUAUGGCGACGGCGAAGACGUCUCGGUCGAGAAGCACAGUGGCGAGUGCGAAGGAGAACGGACCUAAGCUUGAAGAAGGUCUCAAUCCCUUCAAGACUGAAAAAUUCGACGCUGAGUCCUAUGUCCAGUUCAAUUGCUCUCUCAAUGAUAAGGUUCAUUUCGUUUUCCUCUUUACUGUGUUCAAUGAGUUGCGUGUUCACUGUUCGAAACAUGCUCUAAACAAUGUUACAAUUGUUCUUCAGGAAAUUAAGCAAUUGUGCACAUAUUUGGUGGACUUGAAGAAAGCAUCCGCUGAGGAGAUGCGUCGAAGUGUCUAUGCUAACUAUGCGGCCUUUAUACGAACAUCUAAGGAGAUAUCAGAUUUGGAGGGGGAGCUUUCAUCUAUUAGAAACCUGCUCUCCACACAAGCUGGCUUGAUACAUGGUUUGGCUGAAGGAGUUCACAUCGAUUCACUAUCAAUUUCAAAUUCUGAUGAUUCUUCUGUAAAUGCUAUAUCAGAUUCUGAAGAUAAGGAGACAUCAGACCUAGACAAAUGGUUGGUAGAGUUUCCUGAUCUCUUGGAUGUUCUCUUGGCUGAAAGGCGAGUGGAAGAGGCUUUAGCUGCUCUUGAUGAAGGAGAACAUGUAGUCUCUGAGGCUAAAGAGAUGAAAUCUAUCAACCCAUCAGUACUAUUGUCUCUACAGAAUUCCAUUGCUGAACGCAGACAAAAGUUAGCUGAUCAGCUGACUGAAGCUGCUUGUCAGCCCUCUACACGAGGUGCGGAGCUUCGUGCAUCAGUUUCCGCCCUUAAAAAACUUGGAGAUGGUCCCCAUGCCCACAGCUUGCUACUUAAUGCCCAUCAGCAACGGUAUCAGUAUAACAUGCAAAGCCUUCGACCCUCAAGCACCUCAUAUGGUGGAGCAUAUACUGCUGCUCUUGCUCAACUGGUAUUCUCUGCAGUUGCACAAGCUGCUAGUGAUUCUUUGGCUAUAUUUGGUGAGGAGCCAGCUUAUACUUCAGAACUUGUGAUGUGGGCUACAAAGCAAACGGAGGCAUUUGCUCUUCUGGUGAAAAGGCAUGCGUUAGCUUCAUCAGCAGCUGCAGGAGGUUUAAGAGCUGCUGCAGAGUGUGUUCAAAUAGCAUUGGGUCACUGUUCAUUGUUGGAAGCUCGUGGCCUGGCUCUUUGUCCUGUUCUGUUGAAACUUUUUAGGCCUAGUGUUGAGCAAGCACUAGAUGCUAAUUUGAAACGAAUUCAAGAGAGUACUGCUGCUUUGGCUGCGGCUGAUGAUUGGGUACUGACAUACCCUCCCACAGCUAAUCGUCAGAGUAGUAGGCCUUCAAGUAUAUCCAUUAGUAAUACAACCGCAUUUCAACAUAAACUUACAAGCAGUGCCCAUCGUUUCAAUUUGAUGGUCCAGGACUUCUUUGAGGAUGUAGGACCACUGCUUAGCAUGCAGUUGGGAGGCCAAGCACUGGAGGGAUUGUUUCAAGUAUUUAACUCCUAUGUGAACAUGCUCAUAAAAGCAUUACCUGGAUCAAUGGAGGAAGAAGCAAGCUAUGAAGAUUCUGGAAACAAAAUUGUGCGCAUGGCUGAGACUGAGGCCCAGCAAAUUGCAUUGCUAGCAAAUGCCUCAUUACUAGCUGAUGAACUACUUCCACGUGCAGCUAUGAAGCUUUCCCCCAUAAAUCAAGCUGCCUAUAAGGAUGAUAAUCGAAGAAGAACCUCAGAAAGACAAAAUCGUCAUCCUGAACAAAGAGAAUGGAGGAGAAGACUUGUUGGUUCAGUUGACAGAUUGAAAGAUACAUUCUGUCGUCAACAUGCAUUGGACCUAAUUUUUACCGAGGAAGGUGAUAGUCAUCUUACUGCUGACAUGUAUAUAAAUUUGGAUGGAAAUGCUGAAGAUGUUGAAUGGUUUCCAUCUUUGAUUUUCCAGGAGCUUUUUGUAAAACUAAACCGAAUGGCCAAUAUAGCAGCAGAUAUGUUUGUUGGGAGGGAAAGAUUUGCUACGCUCCUCUUGAUGAGACUUACAGAAACUGUUAUGUUGUGGCUUUCAGAAGACCAGAGCUUUUGGGAUGAUAUCGAGGAAGGUCCCAGGCCUUUAGGUCCCCUUGGUCUUCAACAGUUCUAUUUGGAUAUGAAGUUUGUCGUAUGUUUUGCUUCGCACGGUCGGUACUUGUCAAGGAAUUUGCAACGAAUUGUCAAUGAGAUUAUAACAAAAGCGAUGGCAGCAUUUUCUGCUACAGGGAUGGAUCCAUAUGGAGAACUGCCAGAAGACGAAUGGUUUAACGACAUAUGUCAAGAUGCAAUGGAGAGACUAAGUGGAAAACCAAAAGAAAUAAAUGGGGAGAGGGAGCUUAACAGCCCUACUGCAUCCGUCUCAGCUCAGUCAAUUUCAUCUGUCAAAUCGCAUAACAGUUCGUAA
This is a messenger RNA of Sphenostylis stenocarpa, 2778 nucleotides long. The record is from the annotation of a GenBank genome assembly. NCBI's taxonomy places the organism in Eukaryota, Viridiplantae, Streptophyta, Magnoliopsida, Fabales, Fabaceae.